GACGGUCCCGGACUGCCGAGCUGCGAGGUUUGAGCCGGCGCCGGAAGCGGGCCCCCGUUCAGGCCACUGACUGCAGCGAGCCGACCUCCGUGCAGGACACAGAUCGCAGCGGGUGGGGCCGCCGUACGGGCAGCAGGUCCGUCGUUCCCGGAUGCUCUCCUAGGCGAUGUUGAAGUAAUGUCAAAAAUUGACAGUGUGCAGCCCCAGACACCCGAAGAUACAGAUGAAGAGCCGUCAGGGCGAGCAGAACGCUGUCUCCCGUCUAGGGAUGGGCUCGCACAGGAUGUCCCUGGAAUACGGGGGCUGGCCGCGAGGGACGGCGUCACCGUGCCCGGAGUCAAGAGACCCAGAGCCGUGACCCCACCAUCUGCCACCGAGGACCGGCCAGUCGACGAGGCCGACGGCAUAACGAAACGGCGCCGCGAUGAAACUCUGGCCGAACGCAUAGAGGCGCAGGAGAAGCGGGACGCAGCGGCGAUGGAGGCGUGGGAGGGCAUCCGGGCGGCCGCGCAGAGUCGCCAGCGGAAAGAACAGCAGCGACCCGCGGAGGAGAGCCCUGUGCGCUCCGCCCUGGAAACCAUGCUGGGUGUGCUGGCUGCAGAGGGGCACGCCAGGAAAGACAGGUACAAACAUUGAGCACGGAUGCGUAAUGACUGAAUCGCACAAAACGAUCUUAUCAGCGGAGAAAAAAAAAACAUUUCAUUAACCCAACCGCGCGAUUGAACGAAUGAAACAGUGUACCUAUAUCUCGCAGGAGCUUCGCAUGUCGCGCACUGAACAGGUUGAAUAACAAUAUUACGUAAUACCUAAUAAACUAAUGGAAUAUUAAUAGUACAAUAAUAUGUUAUUAUAAUAUAUUUAUAUAAUAAUAUAAUAAUAAUACCUUAUUACCUAAUAAUAUACAAAUCUUUUGCACCGAUUCCACACUGUCGUGUAGAAUGUCUAAACAUGCGAAAACAUUCAAUAAAAUCGAGCAAACAAACAAAA
Molecule: messenger RNA, 987 nt
Organism: Amphibalanus amphitrite
Lineage: Eukaryota; Metazoa; Arthropoda; Thecostraca; Balanomorpha; Balanidae
Exons: 2
Coding region: 178-636 (152 amino acids)
Source: RefSeq, a predicted model, not a curated record